Messenger RNA from Notechis scutatus (mainland tiger snake), 735 nucleotides. It is a transcript of the gene MRPL43, whose product is annotated as mitochondrial ribosomal protein L43. Lineage: Eukaryota; Metazoa; Chordata; Lepidosauria; Squamata; Elapidae. The record is from RefSeq and is a predicted model, not a curated record. Gene Ontology annotation, cellular component: mitochondrial large ribosomal subunit. Gene Ontology annotation, molecular function: structural constituent of ribosome. Gene Ontology annotation, biological process: mitochondrial translation.
UCCUGCUUCACUUCCGGUUCCGAGUUCCGGUGCGGGUCGCGUUGCCAACGACGAUGACCGGCCGGGGGACCCCGAGCCGCUUCUUGGCCAGCGUCCUGCGGAACGGCGUGGGCCGCUACGUGUGUCAGCUGCAACGCAUCACCCUGACGGUCAGCCAGCACAUGCCCAACUCGCUGGGCGCCAGAGAAUAUGUUGAAGAAAAGAUAGUGGAUUUUGCAAGGCAGAACCCUGGGAUUGUGGUUUAUGUAAACCCAAAGAAAUGCAGGAUCCCCACAUUGGUUGCUGAAUACUUGAAUGGAAAUGUGAAGGAGGAGCCGUUAACCAGCAAGACUGCAGAAGAGAUUGCAGAUAUUGUCCAAAAAAUGGCCAACCAGUCUGGCCUAGAAAUCAUUCGUAUCCGAAAACCUUUCCACACAGAUAACCCCAGUAUCCAAGGCCAGUGGCAUCCUUUCACAAAUAAGCCCAGCGUGCUCAAUGUGCAAACCAUAGGAGCCAGACUCCAGUCACUGGAAAAAUAAGGCUAUGCUAUAUGGCCUGUGACAUUUAUGAAUGUGAUAUCUCUUGCACACAGGAAAUAUUUGCUACCUACGAAAGUGGGUACUGAAGGGAAAUGACUGACUUGUGGUUGCGAACUCUACUAUUGGGUGGUUCUAGGCCUGUCUGGUUAUGCCAGUAGCCUUCUUCCCAUUGUACUUUGCAGUUUAAUUCUUACUGAAAAUAAAGGAUGAAACUUAA